Parathielavia appendiculata is the source of this 1878-nucleotide messenger RNA. RefSeq lists its product as uncharacterized. Bases 1 to 1878 code for a protein of 625 amino acids. The record is from RefSeq and is a predicted model, not a curated record. Lineage: Eukaryota; Fungi; Ascomycota; Sordariomycetes; Sordariales; Chaetomiaceae. The transcript is spliced from 3 exons.
AUGCGCGUCAAGGUAUUGACGGCGGCAUCUUCUUUAAUCGCUCUUGGUGCCGGCCUAUACCAGGACGCCCACCAUGGCCUGGAUUUGCGGAGCGAGGAGCGCUGCAAACAGGUCCGCGACCAAGCCGCCAAAUUGAUGGCAGAUAACGGCAUUGUCGAGUAUCUCCGGGACCCUCCUCAGGGGUAUCUCUCCGAGAGCGUUGAUCUUAUUCGGGGCCUCGAUGACAUUGCAGCGAAACUCAAAGAAGAAAAACGAGGCGGUUACGCCAAUGAGCUUGAAUUCCUCGCCAACCUACGCAUGUUGGCCAACGUUCGCCCGCGCGACUUCCAUCUUGGCCAUUGGACGCCGCUGCUGAACCUGUUUGACUUUCCUAUGAGCGCUCAGUCCGUCUCUAUUUCUGAUAAUGCGCUCGCUAUACCCAAGAUCUAUCUUUACACCUACGUGUCGCCUGAGCCGUUCGCCCUGGGCCUCGGUGACACGACCAAUGUUAAGUGCCAGAACGGCACUAUAUUUAACUUCAGUAAUGCCGCCCGACUCCUUGCAAACUUCACAAGAUUCGCCUCGGGCGCUGAUCUGUACGAUGUUUAUGGCUGGGGCGACGUGACAGACGAGCGGCCUCUCAAUGCCCGGUUCUACCAACUGGCCGAGCGCAACCAUAUAGCCGCUUUCACGGGCUAUCCCAGGGCCUUCAAGUCGACCAGGCACGUAGCUGGCUUUCUCCCCGAAGGCUCCGAGUUCUCGGAUAAGGCAGUGCUCGCCGUGAAUAGCUUCAGCGAAGCGCCUCACCCGGACCACGUCGAUCAAUCCAUGAGCGUUCAACAGAGAAACUUCUAUCAAGUCGUGGUUGACUUUACAAGUGCUGCCAAAGCGGCCAACCGUACUAAGCUCGUCCUCGACUUCCAGGGCAACGGCGGCGGCCUCACCUCCAACAUAAUGGCCCUUUACUUCGCCCUCUUCCCCGGGGAUACCCUACCCAUCCUCUCGCAGGCCCGCGCCCAUCCCCAGUUUGCCUGGCUGGGCAAACCGGUCUGGGACCUCACGUCUUUUGCAUCCCAAUGGCCGCUGUACGACUUUGUCAGGCCCGACGGCAAGCCGUGGUCCUCGUUCAAAGAGCUGUACGGGCCCUUCCUGGAUGCCGCAGCCGGCCACAAACGAUGGGGCCAGCACACCCACCCGGCCAUUAUCAACACAACGUCGGUCCUCCGAUUCUCCACCGACCUGUUCCCUCUCCCCGACGGAUGGCAGUACCGCCAGCUAUGGAAUACGCCGCCGUUUCGUCCCGAGGACAUCAUCAUUGUCAGUGACGGGCAGUGCGGCUCGGCCUGCGCCCUCACCGUCACCAUGUUGACCCACGCCCAUGGCGUGCUCACCGUUGUGCUCGGUGGCCGCCCACUGCGCGCCCCGAUGCAGGCCGUCGGCCAGACCAGGGGCGGCCCCAGCAUGAGCUUCAUGUUGAUGCCCGACUUUAACAGGUCCCAAGUGCCCGAAGGCUUGACACUGCCGCCCGACAAGUUCACGUACCGGCCGCCGCUCCGAGUCGGAGGGUCGCAGGGCGGCGAUUCCUGGGCUAUGACAGUCACGUUCAAUUCGGUUGAUUUGCUGCCGUACAAGGGGAAUACGUCGGACCUGGGACAAGGCGAGGUGCCGCUGCAGUUUCGCUAUGAGGCGGCCAACUGCAGGCUGUUUUACACCUGGGACAUGGCACGGGAUAUCACGGCCAUCUGGAAGGCUGUCGCUGGGGUUGCUUGGGGCGGAAAGAAAUGCGCGCCUGGGACGACGAAUGCCGAUGGGAUGAUGGGGGGUGUCCCGACGUAUAGCAAGGUGGUUGAUGAUCAGUAUCGACUGGGAAAAGGGGCCGGGGCGCUUGAUAGGAAGUAA